Messenger RNA from Hemibagrus wyckioides, 3768 nucleotides. RefSeq names its product histone-lysine N-methyltransferase PRDM9-like. The record is from RefSeq and is a predicted model, not a curated record. The transcript is spliced from 7 exons. Gene Ontology annotation, cellular component: nucleus. Lineage: Eukaryota; Metazoa; Chordata; Actinopteri; Siluriformes; Bagridae. Gene Ontology annotation, molecular function: protein binding; histone methyltransferase activity. The coding region runs from base 158 to 1906 and encodes 582 amino acids.
GUCUUCAGUGGACAGAGAGGUUCCACCGGACACUUCUACAUUAAACUGGUUUCUUCCUGCGGCUUUUGUUAGACUAAAGUGUUGCUUCAUUAAUAAAAGUGUGUGUGUGUGUGUGUGUGUGUGUGUGACAUCACCAAAGGACCUUCAGGAUGUGGAGAUGGAGACCUGUGUGACCUCUGGUGAGGGGACAUCAAGCUUUUUGGGACGCAUCAUCAUUGUGAAUGAAGAGAAUGGUGGAUUCCAGACUCUUAAAGAAGAACCUAAGGAUGAAUAUUACCUCUGUGGAGAAACAUCCGACUCUGCAGAGCAGCAGAAUGAGGAAUUCCAGAUUAAACUUAUAAAAGAGGAAGAAGUUGAAGCUGAAGAUGAAGACUUCCUCUACUGUGAGAUUUGCAGAUCUUUCUUCAUCAACAAGUGCGAGCUUCACGGUCCACCGCUCUUCAUCCCCGAUACUCCUGUUCUUAUCGGGGUCUGGGACCGAGCCAGACAAACUCUUCCGACGUUUCUGGAAAUUCGGAAGUCUGACAUUCCAGACGCAGGCCUGGGAGUGUUUAAUACAGGGGGCACGGUUCCAGUAGGUGUGCACUUUGGGCCGUAUGAGGGAGAGCUGGUGGACCGAGAGGAAGCCAUGAACAGCGGCUACUCCUGGGUGAUCUCCAGCAGGACACAGCGUGAGCAAUACAUUGACGCCAAGCGAGAGAUACACUCGAACUGGAUGAGGUAUGUGAAUUGUGCUCGUAAUGAUGAAGAACAGAAUUUAGUGGCUUUUCAGUACCGAGGGGGAAUUUUCUACCGUUGCUCUCGACCCAUUGAACCAGGACAGGAGCUGUUACUGUGGUAUGAAGAGGAAUACGCCAAAGAUCUCAGCAUCGCAUUUCACUACCUCUGGAAGAAAAAGUGCUUUGCAAAUGGAAUGAACAGCACACAAGUGUUCUCCUGCUCUUUGUGUCCAGCGUCCUAUACUUCUCAAGUUUACUUUCACAAACACGUCAGAAGAUGCCACUAUGAGGAGUAUUUGAGACUGCUGAAUUCAGGAGAGAUUAAAUUUGAGACCCUGAUGCCCACACGGCAUUCCAGCGGUCAGCAGACACCCUCCGGAUCUCUGGGGACUAACAGCUCUCCUGAAGAAAAGCAGCAAGAUCUCCAUCACUGCUCGGAAUGUGGGAAAAGUUUUCCUCAGCUGAGUAUUCUCCAGUUACACCAGUGCAUUCCCACAGGGAAGAAACUGCAUCAGUGUUCAUCGUGUGGAAAGAGUUUCAGUAACAAAGGAACUCUCAUACGACACGAGCGCAUUCACACCGGCGAGAAACCCUUCCACUGUGCACAGUGCGGGAGGAGUUUUACUCAGAAAAGUCACCUCCAAACACACGAGCGCAUUCACACCGGAGAGAAACCGUUCCAGUGCUCACACUGUGGGAAAAGCUUUAAUCACCAGAGUCACCUCCAGCAACACCAGCGCAUCCACACCGGAGAGCGGCCGUACCGGUGCGCGCAGUGCGGCCGGGGCUUUACUCACCUCGGUCACCUCCAACAACACCAGCGCACUCACACAGGAGAAAAACCCUUUCAGUGCUCAGAGUGUGGGAAAAGUUUUAAUCACCAGAAUAAUCUCCAAACUCACCAGCGCAUUCACACAGGCGAGAAACCGUAUCACUGCACGCUGUGUGGGAAAAGCUUCAUUCACCAGAGCCACCUCCAGUUCCACCAGCACAUCCACACAGGAGAGAAGCCCUUCCAGUGCUCGGUGUGUGGGAAAUGCUUCAACCGAGCGAGCCAUCUUCAACAACACCAGCGCACUCACACGGGCGAGAAACCGUAUCAGUGCUCCGUGUGCGGGAAACGUUUUACACGAAACACUCAUCUGCAAAAACACCAGCGCAAACACACAUCAGAGACGGUGUACUGAUGCAGUCACACUUAUAAAAAAAAAAAACCCAAAACACACGCAUGUAAAUAUGUUGAAUCCAUAAAGAUGAAUUUAUCAUCAGUGUUUUUCAGAUGAAUGUGAUUAAUGAUGUGAAGCAUGUUUGUGCUGUGUAACUGUACAGCUAGCAUCCUGUUGAUCGACAAAUCACUUCCGAUCAUAUGGCCUUAUUUAAUGUCUGUUCUACGUUUUAGAGGACAACGGCACUCGAUUCUGCCUACGUGAGAAACGUGUAGGUGCACUAGUCAUAAACAAUCCGAGUGAACUCAACCGUGUACCAAGUAACAAACAUGGAACCAUGUAAAAAAAACCACAAUAAUAAAACUCUCUAGAAGUGACCAGUCUCCACAGAGGGACACAGUACUUCUUGGUUAGAAUACAAAUCUGCAGUCACAACAGCACUUAUUUUGUGGAUAAAAGUGUACAGUGAAUAACAGCAUGUCCUCAAAUCUCAGUCAGGGUGAUGGUGGAGGAAAAAUAGCUGCAAAGUUCUUUAGAUAUCUUUGCGCUCUGAGCUUCAGUUGGGUUUCCAGAAGCGUCAGAGUACAGAGCUAGAAGAAAUGUUCAUUAAGCUUCUCUUUAACUCAGACUGGUGCUCACCAUUAAUAUGCUUUAAUUCAAACUAAUGUUUAAACGUCAUUCUUCUAUAAAUAAAACAUCCAUAAAUGCUAUUGAACAGUUUAAACCAUUAUGAAGGGAAACAGUUGAUAAACACCUCCUACAGCCUGCAAAACCAAAAAAAAAAAGGAAAACGGGCAACAUGCUGAGGACUGAGCUCAUAGCAAAGAAAGGUGCGAACAAUCAGUUCACAGAGGAUUGAAGAAGUACAGGUCUGAAAAGUCUGAUGACGUUGACAUGAAUCGAUAAUUCUGCAUUACAUUCUGACCGGUAAUUACGGCACUUGACCUCGACGGGUUUGGACGACAGUGGGGGACAAAUGAGGCCCGUGCGUUUGUUAUUUCAACACCAAGCCCUGCAGCUAUGAGUGAUGUAUAUUUUCUUUCUCAGACAGCGAACUGUAUAGCCUGUGUUUUUAAAUGUAACAACUAAAGCGAACACUUGUAUAUAUCCAAAGAAUAACACAUUUACCAGUAAGACCUUUUCAAAUUCACAUUUUGGUCACAAUUUACACUGUUGUGGGGAAAAAGGUUCAGUUCAUCAAGUGCAAAAAAAGUAACAGCAUCAUCUACAGCAAUCAGUAUUUUUCUUUAUACACUGUACUGCCAAAAGUUUUGGGACACCCCUCCAAAUCAUUGAGUUUUUCAGGGGUUGGGCUCGGCCCCUUAGUUCCAGUGAAAGGAACGCUUAAUGCUUCAGCUUCAUACCAAGACAUUUUGGACAGUUUCUAAUUCAUCCCAAAGGUGUUCUAUGGGGUUGAGGUCAGUCAAGUUCCUCCACACCAAACUCACUCAUCCAUGUCUUUAUGGACCUUGCUUUGGUCACUGGUGUGCAGUCAUGUUGGAACAGGAAGGGGUCAUCCCCAAACUGUUCCCACAAAGAGCAUGAAAUUGUCCAAAAUGUCUUGGUAUGAAGCUGAAGCAUUAAGAGUUCCUUUCACUGGAACUAAGGGGCCGAGUCCAACCCCUGAAAAACAACACCUGAAUGAUUGUAAAAUAAAAACAACAAAAAAUUGAAAAAGUUCUCUAGAAAAGUCCACAUUACUCAGCUCUACCUCUGAUGGACAUGAGGUCAGUUUUUUACACGACUCAUGAUCUCUUCAGUGGAAAGAGCGGUCAGUUCAGACAGACUGAUCAUCGGUGCAUUGGGACACUGCAGGUUCUCAAGUUUCCUCUGGACUGUGAAGCUGCAUUGUGAAGCACUACAUGGAAAAAUGGAAAAUCAGA